AUGUUGGGUGCCUUUCGUCGCUCCGCUGUGAGCCAUGCCCUGCGAUCCUGCCCGCGAACAUUGUCGGCGCGGUCAAGUCCCCAACGCCUUCAGUUUCUCUACUCAUCGAUAUCUGGACCGUCAUCUACGUCGAAGUCACUGUUCCACUCAGGCCAGUUUCGGUUUUCGGCCCAGGUGAAUGCCGUCGCGGAGAAUAGCAGCCAGAAUGUCUCAGUCGAAGAGCUACCGACUCGGUUUGCGGAAUUGGGAGAGAGAAACAUUCUUCCACGGAAUUUAGUGGAGAAUCUCACGAAACAUAUGAAAUUGGAGACCAUGACCGAAGUACAACGCAGGACGAUCCUCGAGUCUGUGAAAGGCGGAGACAUGUUGGCUCAGGCCAAGACCGGUACCGGUAAAACUGUUGCUUUUCUGAUUCCCGUUGUUGAGAAACUCCUUGGCGAUCGCAGUCUUCUUAAGACGAGUUACCGCAAUGGCCGGAAAAUUGCCCCUAUCGAUAUCCGAGCAAUCGUCAUUUCGCCCACGCGAGAGCUUGCUGAGCAGAUCGCAGUUGAGGCAAAACGCUUGGUCGCUCGGACAGGUCUGCAAGUACAGGUCGCUGUGGGUGGUACCAUGAAGCGGGCUGCUCUGCAUCAGCUUCAACGGGAGGGUUGCCAUAUCCUUGUCGCGACACCCGGCAGACUCAAGGAUCUCCUCACGGAUCCCACUAGCGGCGUUAGAGCGCCGAAGUUGAACACCUUUGUUCUUGAUGAGGCUGAUCGCUUGCUCGAUGAAGGCUUUGCUCCCGAGCUUAUGGAGAUUCAACAUCGGCUUCCGGAUCCCGCAGAGGUUGAUCGCCAGACCCUCAUGUUCUCAGCUACCGUGGCCCCUGAGGUCAUGGGAAUGGUCCGCAGCACCAUGAAGCGCGACUUCCGAUUCGUCAAGUGCGUCCGGGACGAUGAGGUCCCCACGCAUAUGUCGGUUCCGCAAAAGGCAGUGAUUCUGCAAGGUCUCGAGAAUGCUAUGCCAACAUUGCUAGAGCUGGUCAAGAAAAGCUAUGAUCCACGGAGCACAUUCAAAGCUAUUGUGUACUUCGGUUCUACCAGAGAGACAAAUACUGCCUUUGAAGCGUUUGAUCAGCUACUCGCUCAGAGGACUCGAGUCGCCAACUGGUUCCGAAAGUGUCAAUCUGGUAUCCUUUUCUCAACCGACGUCACCGCCCGUGGUAUGGAUUUCCCAAAUGUCACACACGUUAUUCAAAUUGGUGUACCCAAGACCCGCGAGGACUACAUCCAUCGUCUUGGCCGAACAGCCCGUGCAGGUAAAACUGGUCAAGGCUGGAUCUUCAUACACGAGCAGCAAAUGGGCACUCUUAGGAAACUGCUCAGAGAUAUUCCCGUCGAAGUCGACCGCGAAACUCUCACUAUACCCUCCCUUAAGCUGACCGAAGAAUCCCCAUCCACCACCCCUGAAGCCACCGAAACUCUCCUGCAGAUGAAGUCGGGUUUCGCUCAAGUCAGCCGCGCUACUAAGUCAGAAACCUGCCUCGCCCAACUGUCCAACCUGGUUGGCAGUUUUCGCAACAGGUCCCUGCUGCGUGAGGCUAUCACCAACCUAGCCAUUCAUGGCUACGGCCUCCGAGACGCACCGCAUAUUCCCAGCUCCAUGGCUGAAAAGGCAGGCCUCGACCGAGAGAGCGGGUUCAGUAUCCGAAAUUAUAAACCGUCGCAACGCCACAGGCAGGAUAGCGCGCAAGGCCACAAUAACUACGGUGACCGCCGCCGUUCGUUCAAUGACCGCCGGCCUAUCCGCAAUAAUGACUUCUACCCCAACCGUCGCGCCGCCCGUAGCUCCGGUCGUCAAGGUUCAGGUGCCCGUGAGCGUCAUGGUGCGCCUUCGGCCGAGAGGUUCGACAAGUGGCUCGAUAACCGCAAGGAUGAGUGGGCCUAAAUAAACCCCAAGCCGACUCACCCUACCGCUCCCUAGCUGUUCAUACUAUGGAAUAGCUCUAGCUCAGCACUACCUAAUCACCCUUCGCAACGACAAAACCUACCUCAAAAUGAGAAUGCAUUGGGCGGCGUUACAAGGAAAUACUCGACUCACCUCUUGUUUUCGGUUCGUUUGUUUUGUCUACUGUCAAUAGACUCGACUUGGCUGGACUCCAUGUUAUCUACCGGUGUCUUUAUAGUGUCUUGCCUACUUUCUGGAAGGGUGUUUGGAUACGGAUAUAACUUCUAAGUUUACCAUACCAUGUACGUUACAGAUUUGUUCAAUGUAUAAUA
Aspergillus nidulans FGSC A4 is the source of this 2258-nucleotide messenger RNA. RefSeq names its product ATP-dependent RNA helicase helA. The record is from RefSeq and is a predicted model, not a curated record. The transcript has 3 exons. Bases 1 to 1926 code for a protein of 641 amino acids. Gene Ontology annotation, molecular function: nucleotide binding; RNA helicase activity; ATP binding. Lineage: Eukaryota; Fungi; Ascomycota; Eurotiomycetes; Eurotiales; Aspergillaceae.